This is a messenger RNA of Daphnia pulicaria, 3135 nucleotides long. RefSeq lists its product as uncharacterized. The transcript is spliced from 7 exons. The record is from RefSeq and is a predicted model, not a curated record. NCBI's taxonomy places the organism in Eukaryota, Metazoa, Arthropoda, Branchiopoda, Diplostraca, Daphniidae. Bases 1 to 3135 code for a protein of 1044 amino acids.
AUGGCUACAAUUGAUAAAGAGCCUGAUGACAACACAUCACUAGCCAUCGUUCCAGUGAUAAUUUCGGCAAACGGAAUCGACUUCUCCACAUUCGCCUUUUUGGAUCCUGGAGCAACAGUAAAUGUAAUGCGUGAGGAUAUCGCAGAAAAGUUAAAAUGCUCAGGAAAAAUGGAAAAAGUUUCCUUCGGAACAUUUCAUGUACCGAAAGGGUAUUUAAAGCUGCCUCGCCCAAUUGAAGAAUUAAAGGAGGUACGUGAACGAUAUGCUCAUCUAAGCGACAUCAAGCUUGCAUUGCUAGGAGAGCCGACUAUUCUGAUUGGCGGAGGAAAUCAAUGGCUUCAUCUUCGAAUGGACGAAAGACGUCCUCCUGAUGGAAUCAACGCACCCUUUGGAAUUCACACUCCGUUCGGAUGGACGUGUGUAGGAGAGUUCACCUCACCAUCAGAAGCAACAACCGUAUGCAGAUCGGAUAAACCGCUGCUCCCUAUUCAAAAACUUUGUUAUAGUAUUCAAGAGUCGCCUACAGAAGAGCUCCUUCUCCGUCAAGUGGAGAAAUUAUGGGAAACUGAUAGUUUUCCUAUCGUCACCCCUGUGAAACCGUUAGAAUCGGCUGAAGAUCAACUGGCAAGAAACAAGCUGGACGCAAGCAUCACAUUCGACGGUACCAGAUUUGAAGUUGGUCUGCCAUGGAUCUCAGACAAGGUGACUCUUCCGGAUAAUUAUUUGCCAGUUCUUCGUCGUCUCUAUUCCGUCGAACAUAAAUUUAGUCGUGACUCCGCCUUUGCGGAGAAAUAUGCAGCUGUGAUUGACGACUACAUCAGUAAAGGAUUCGCCAAGCCGCUCAAGAAGAGUGAACUUACCGGUACAUUCGGAAGAAAUUGGUACCUUCCUCAUCAUGGAGUUGUCAACCCGCAGAAGCCAGGAAAAGUGAGAGUUGUUUUCGAUGCAUCAGCCAAACAUGAAGGAGUGGCUCUGAAUGAAGUACUGUUGAAAGGUCCUAGUCUUGUCAAUGACAUAGGAACUACACUUCUUCUUUUUCGCGAAAAAACUUUCUCUUUAUCAGGAGAUAUCCAGCAAAUGGAGGAAUUUCCGGAAGCUGCUCAACGUAUUUACACCAACUUCUACGUCGAUAAUCUUUUGGAUUCCUUUUACACGGAAGAAGAAGCAAUUCAAGCCGUAAAGGAUUCCACCGCACUAUUGAAAAAAGGAGGCUUCCAUCUCAAUCAGUGGCUCUCGUCAUCUCGUCAAGUGUUAGCUCUCGUUCCAGAAUGUGAUCGCAAUCAACCUCGUCUCAACUUGGAUCUUGAUGACCUGCCUACUGAGAGAACUUUGGGAGUCUUAUAUGACAGUGAAAGCGACCACUUCAUCUUCGAUGUUAAAUGUAAUGUGGAAGCCAACACAAAACGUCAAAUUCUUAGUGCUGUUUCGACUCUCUUCGAUCCGUUGGGAUUUUUAUCCCCUAUCGUUCUUCUCGCUAAACGAAUUCUUCAGGAGCUGUGGCUAGUUGGAGUGGACUGGGAUCAGCCGAUCCCAAAUUCAAUUAUGCAACAAUGGAAUCAAUGGACCGAAACUCUCAACUGUUUGAAGAAUUUUAAAGUCCCUCGAGCGCUCACAUUAAGCAACGAAAUCAAGAAUAUUCAACUUCACGCUUUUUGCGAUGCCUCAACUCUUGGUUUCGGAUCCGUUGUUUAUCUUCGAGUCACCUACGCUACUGAUGUCGUCGCCGUAAAUUUCGUCUCGUCAAAGUCCCGCGUGGCACCUCUUCGUCCGCUUACUGUUCCGAAGUUGGAGCUUCAAGGAGCAAUAGUGGCAUUGCGACUUGUCAAAUUCAUUCAAUCUUCGCUUCGCAUAACAAUCAGCCAAAUAUUUUAUUGGUCUGAUUCAAAAACCGUUCUUCAGUGGAUUGCCUCCAAAACCUGCCGCUUUCAAACUUUCGUCGCUAAUCGUGUUUCGGAAAUUUUAGAGCAUUCUCGUCCGAUCGAAUGGCGGCAUGUUCCUGGCGUCGAAAAUCCUGCUGAUGAAUGCAGCAGAGGACUCUUCCCUGCUGAAAUAAUGGAAAACGAUCGUUGGUUGACCGGCCCCGCCUUCUUGAAACAAGAAGAUGUCGAUUGGCAUCAACCUAUCAAAUUACCGGAGCCCAAUGAAGAUGAUCCGGAAGUUUCUGCAACCAAGUGGGUGGGAGUCAUCUACGACCCCGCUCCUGAAAACAGGCUCCGCACUUUAUUGGAAAGAUACUCUGAUUAUGGCCUGGCCAUGAGAAUCGUGGCUUGGAUGCUCCGCUUUAUCUUCAAUUCCAGGUUGAAAUCAGCCAAAGAACGUCGCGGAUCUUUUCUUAGCGUCAAAGCUAUUCAACAAGCCGGAAAUCAAUGCAUCCGGUCAGCUCAAUUGGAAUGUUAUCCCGAAGAGAUGGCGGCGCUGGAGAAGAAACGUUCUCUCAAAUCCAGUUCUCCGUUAUUGAAACUUUCGCCGUUUAUCGAUAAAGAUGGUGUGAUGCGCGUUGGAGGUAGGCUUGAUAAUGGCCCCUUUUCGUAUGAUGUUAAACAUCCAAAAAUCCUCCCGCAUGAACAUCCAAUCCCUCGGCUAAUCAUCAUGAGAGAACAUGAUCUACUGGUUCAUCCGUCAGCUGAAAGACUUCUCAGCUCUAUCAGAUCUCGAUUUUGGAUCAUCAAAGGAAGAGUGGGAGUAAUUCUAGGAAAGCCUAAGAAACUCGUUGUUGGAGAGGUUACUGAAGAGGCAGCAGAAAAACCUACAAUCACCUUCAACUUUGUUCCCUUUGAUCAGCUACCUAACCUGGAAAAUGAUAGUAUUGCUGAUGUUAUUGGUUUUGUAUUGCAUUUGCAAGAAAAGGUUUUGGUUGAAACAAAGACAACAAAAAUAUCGAGGUCUCUAACAGCUGAGUUUGUGAACAGUACCAACACAGAGGUUAGACUACAUUCUUUGUUUAAUUAUCGAGGUUCGUUAUUGGAAAAAGUGGCAGAUACAUGCAUUGUAGCAUUGCCUGGUGUGAAAAUUUCGAACAAAUUUGGACGUAGUUAUCUAGAAACACUCUCGUCUACCGUCGUGCAGAUUAAUGCUGACAUGACUGAAGUUCGUGAACUCAGAGAGUGGUACGAUAAUCGCAGAAAUGUCGCAUGA